UAAAUAUAGUUCUUAAGUAUAGCUAUGAAGAUAUGUUCGACAUAAAAUAGUGAGACCUAGAUAAAUUUCACCAAAAAAUUACUAAAGUUUUAGUAACGCCCUUGGUGUGUUUGUAACAAAAAAGCAAACACUUGGUGUGUAAAAGUAAAAGUGACGUAUUGCUCUUAUCUCUAUAAAGGUUGAAACCAAAUUGUUUGACUAUAAUAACACUGAAAGCCAGAGUCAUAGUAAAAAAAAUUAUACAGAACUUUGCAAAAUACCUUUAAUUUGGUUUCAAUAUCUUCAAAGACAUUCCUGUCUUUGUAAUGACAGGGGUUGUCAGUGAUACAUUCCAUAUUGAAGAUGACAACGAUAAAGAAGUGGAUGAUUCUCCUAUAGAGCAAGUCCGACUUACAGUGCCAAUAACAGACGAUCCUACACAACCAGCACUGACAUUUAGGACAUGGACUAUUGGUUUGGGAUGUUGCAUUAUCCUUUCCUUUGUGAACCAAUUCUUUGGGUUCAGAACCAACCCUUUAUUUAUCUCUUCCAUCGCAGCACAAAUAGUUUCUCUCCCACUUGGGAAACUAAUGGCUGCAACACUUCCAACCACAAUAUAUAAAGUCUCUUUCACUCAUUGGUCUUUCACAUUGAAUCCUGGACCAUUCAAUUUGAAGGAACAUGCCCUUAUAACUAUUUUUGCUAGUGCUGGAGCUAGUGGUGUCUAUGCCAUUAACAUAAUCACUAUUGUUAAGGCUUUCUACCACAGGAAUAUCAAUCCAACUGCUGCUUUUUUGCUAGCACUGUCAACCCAGAUGCUUGGUUAUGGAUGGGCUGGUAUAUUCAGAAAGGUCCUUGUGGACUCACCCUACAUGUGGUGGCCUGCAAAUCUUGUUCAGGUGUCCCUAUUCAGGGCAUUUCAUGAAAAAGAAAAGAGGCCUAAAGGAGGAAACACAAGGUUGCAAUUCUUUUUCCUGGUCUUUGUAGCUAGCUUUGCUUAUUACAUUAUUCCAGGCUACUUUUUCCAAGCAAUAUCAACCAUCUCUGUUGUUUGCUUAAUAUGGAAAAACUCUGUCACGGCUCAACAGAUUGGUUCAGGAAUGAGGGGUCUUGGUAUUGGUUCAUUUACACUCGAUUGGAACACUGUUGCUGGUUUCUUAGGAAGUCCUUUGGCUUAUCCUGGUUUUGCCAUCAUCAACAUGUUGGUUGGAUUUGUGUUGUAUAUCUAUGUUGUGAUUCCCAUUUCCUAUUGGAGCAAUUUUUAUGACGCCAAAAAGUUUCCCCUCAUCAGUUCUCACACAUUUGAUUCCACUGGUACACCAUAUAAUGUUUCUAGGAUUCUUAAUGAUGCAACCUUUGACAUUGAUAUGGAUGCUUAUAACAAUUACAGUAAGCUCUAUCUUAGUAUCACAUUUGCAUUUGAUUAUGGAUUGUGCUUCGCAACUCUCACAGCCACCAUCUCUCAUGUUUUCCUCUUCCACGGAAAAACGAUUAAUCAGAUGUGGAGAAAGACAACAGAUGCACUAAAAGAACAAGCUGGAGACGUACAUACAAGAAUCAUGAAGAGAAACUAUGAACAAGUCCCUGUGUGGUGGUCCAUAACCAUUUUGUUUCUUAUGACUAUUAUGGCCUUGAUAUGUUGCGAAGGCUUUGACAAGCAGCUCCAGCUUCCAUGGUGGGGGGUCUUGCUUUCUCUAACAAUUGCAUUGGUUUUCACUUUGCCAAUUGGUGUCAUUCAAGCAACAACAAACCAGCAAGCUGGACUGAAUGUGAUCACAGAGUUGAUUAUUGGGUACCUGUAUCCUGGAAAGCCCCUUGCUAAUGUAGCCUUCAAGACUUAUGGAUACAUCAGCAUGUCACAAGCACUUGGUUUCCUUCAAGACUUCAAAUUAGGUCACUACAUGAAAAUUCCUCCUAAAUCUAUGUUCAUAGUACAAUUGGUAGCAACUUUGGUUUCUUCAAGUGUAUACUUCAUGACAGCAUGGUGGCUUCUAACAACUAUUCCAAACAUAUGUGAUGAAUCAAUGUUGCCAGAGGGUAGUCCAUGGACUUGUCCUGGUGAUGAUGUGUUUUACAAUGCUUCAAUUAUAUGGGGAAUAGUAGGUCCAAAACGGAUGUUCACCGAGGAUGGAAUUUACCCCGGAAUGAAUUGGUUUUUCCUCAUAGGUCUACUUGCGCCUGUUCCAGUGUGGCUGCUAGCUCGCAAAUAUCCCAAUCACAAAUGGAUUGAACUCAUCAACAUGCCACUUAUAAUUGCUGCUGCCAGUGGAAUACCACCGGUUAGAUCAAUAAAUUAUAUUUCAUGGGGAGUUGUUGGAAUCUUCUUCAAUUUCUAUGUUUACAAACGUUUCAAGUCAUGGUGGGCUAGACACACUUACAUUCUCUCGGCAGCUUUGGAUUCUGGCAUUGCUUUCAUGGGUGUGUUGCUCUAUUUUUCACUUCAAACUUAUAAUAUCUUUGGUCCAACAUGGUGGGGUCUUGAAGGAGAUGAUCACUGUCCCUUGGCUAAAUGCCCUACAGCUCCUGGUAUUGUUACCAAGGGAUGUCCUAUCUUUUGAACUCCAUAUUUGCACUCAUUGGUCAUGAAAAUAUACACAAAUCUGAUGAUGAUUCUAAGUCUGCUACGAUGCAAUGCUAUAACAUCACUAUAGCAGUUGCUUGACAACACUUUGUAUUAAAUAGUGUAUCGUUGAAUAUCCGUCAUUUGACAACAUUGUAAUUAACAUGUUUUCUACUUUGUACUUUCCAUAUCUUUGCCAAUUGUAUAAACUGUUACGAAGUAUAAAACUGUACAGAUUGCAGAAUUGUUUCAGUAUACCAUUUCUUUGAUUCUA
Trifolium pratense (red clover) is the source of this 2813-nucleotide messenger RNA. RefSeq names its product oligopeptide transporter 1-like. The transcript has 6 exons. Gene Ontology annotation, molecular function: oligopeptide transmembrane transporter activity. Gene Ontology annotation, biological process: transmembrane transport. The record is from RefSeq and is a predicted model, not a curated record. Lineage: Eukaryota; Viridiplantae; Streptophyta; Magnoliopsida; Fabales; Fabaceae. Bases 306 to 2537 code for a protein of 743 amino acids.